Poeciliopsis prolifica (blackstripe livebearer) is the source of this 3931-nucleotide messenger RNA. RefSeq names its product poly(A) specific ribonuclease subunit PAN2 (gene pan2). Bases 108 to 3719 code for a protein of 1203 amino acids. Gene Ontology annotation, molecular function: poly(A)-specific ribonuclease activity; protein binding; nucleic acid binding. The transcript is spliced from 26 exons. Gene Ontology annotation, biological process: nuclear-transcribed mRNA poly(A) tail shortening; mRNA processing. Gene Ontology annotation, cellular component: P-body; PAN complex. NCBI's taxonomy places the organism in Eukaryota, Metazoa, Chordata, Actinopteri, Cyprinodontiformes, Poeciliidae. The record is from RefSeq and is a predicted model, not a curated record.
AUCGCGGUUUGCUCCGGAAACGUUUCCGUGUUAUUGUUGUUAUGAGCAGUUAGCAUGGGCAGCUACAUGUCAAGAAGUUUCAAUAAAAGGCUCCCGUAGCUCCUCCCAUGAUGAACUUUGAGGGUUUGGACCCUGGGAUGGGUGACUACCCAGCCAGCCUUCAUGGGACUCUGGAGGCCGGGUUGGAGCCUGCCAUGGACCCGCACCUCAACCCGAGCUUGCUGCAGGGCGUGGAGCUGGACCCGGAGGGGCUGGCUGUGUCGGUCCCUGAGCCAGUGCACCUGAUGGAGGGCGUGUUCUCUGAGCUCCACAGCGUAGUCUCAGAAGUUGGCAUCCCGGUCACCGCAACUCAUUUUGAUCUCCAAGAGGAGAUGCUCUGGAUGGGAAACCAUAGAGGCCAUGUCACGUCGUAUUUUGGGCCAACAAUGGGCCGCCAUUCAUCUUUCCAAGUCCAUGCCACAGAUGACAUCCGACACAUUCAGAGCUUGGAGACGGGGGUGUUGUUCCUCUCUAAGAACAACCUAAAAUGCUACACUAGAGGAGGUCUUGUUAUGUUCGAUUACCCGAUGGAGGAAGGAGCUGAUAUGCAUAGUCUCCUGAUGACGGAUAACAACACUCUGCUCAUGGGGGGAUUACAGAACUAUGUUGUGGAAGUUGAUCUGAACACAGUUCAAGAAACUCAAAAGUUCACAGUUGAGAUACCUGGAGUUGCAAUAAUGCGUCAAACGAGUCGUUUCUUCUUCUGUGGCCACACAUCUGGCAAGGUCACCCUUCGCGAUCUUCGCACCUUUAAGACAGAGAAUGAGUUUGACGCAUUUUCCGGCAGCCUGUCGGACUUUGACGUUCACGGAAACCUCCUGGCUGCGUGCGGCUUCUCCAGCCGAGGCCUGAACGGGUUGGCCUGCGACCGUUUCUUGAUGGUCUACGACCUCCGCAUGAUGCGAGCUGUUACUCCGCUUCAGGUCCACGUGGAUCCCCUCUUCCUGCGCUUCAUUCCCACCUACACAUCCCGCCUGGUCAUCAUCUCACAGACAGGUCAGUGUCAGUUCUGUGAGCCCACUGGUCUCGCCAACGUGGCGGACAUUUUCCACGUCAACACUGUCGGUCAGCUGCUCAUGAGCUUCGACGUUUCGUCGAGCAAACAAGCCUUGGCCUUUGGGGACUCGGGUGGGUGUGUGCACCUGUGGUCUGACGUCCCAGAGGUCUCCUUCAAUGACUACUCCCGGGAAACAGACUUUCCUCUGCCUUGUCUGGUGGACACGCUGCCUCAGCUGGACUGGAAUCAUGACCUCCUGCCCCUUUCUCUCAUCCCAAUGCCGCUAACCAGCACCGAACCGCUGCUGUCAGACUGGCCAACUCCUCUAUCUACACCACGUCCCAGACGAGCUCCUCUGGUCGACCCAGAAAUCCUGCGCACCAUGAAAACCGUUGGUUUCAUCGGUUAUGCACCAAAUCCUCGUACACGCCCUCGAAACCAGGUUCCGUAUAAGAUUAAAGACGUGGAGCUCGAUUACGACAACUACAACCAGGUUCCGGAGUCGCCCAUCGGACGUGAUGAAGAGCCGCACCUCUGCAUGGUGCCCAAGAAGUACAGGAAGGUCACCAUCAAAUACUCCAAACUGGGGCUGGAGGACUUUGACUUCAAACAUUACAACAGAACUUUGUUUGCGGGUCUCGAGCCUCACAUCCCCAACGCCUACUGCAACUGCAUGAUCCAGGUGUUGUAUUUCCUGGAGCCGAUCAGGUGUCUGGUGCAGAACCAUUUGUGUCAGAAGGAGUUCUGUUUGGCCUGUGAGCUGGGUUUCCUCUUCCAUAUGCUGGAUUUGUCACGAGGAGAUCCGUGUCAGGCCAGUAACUUCCUCCGAGCGUUUCGCACCAUCCCUGAAGCCUCGGCUCUCGGUCUCAUCCUCGCCGACUCUGAUGAGCAAACUGGGAAAGCCAAACUGGGACGCCUGAUCCAGAGCUGGAAUCGCUUCAUCCUCACCCAGCUUCACCAGGAGACUCAGGAGCAGGAAGGCCCGCAGGCCUACCGGGGGGCCAGCAGCAGCUCUCUGGGCUCCUCCGCUGAGUCGGCCAUCGGGAAGCUGUUUGGCUGUGAGGUGGAGAACAGCAGCCUGUGCCGCUGUGGGAAGGAAACGGUGCGAACCUCGCUCACCCUGCUCUUCACCAUGCAUUACCCAGAGCAGAACUCCCAGGAUAAAACAAUAAAGGAGUAUGACUUUGCUGAGAUUCUGAAGAGAAGCAUCUGUUUGGAGCAAAACACUCAAGCAUGGUGUGAGAACUGUGAGAAGUACCAGCCCACAGUUCAAACACGCAACAUAAGGUGUCUGCCGGAUGUCCUGGUCAUAAACUGUGAAGUAAACAGUGCUAAAGAGGCCGAGUUCUGGAAAGUUCAGGCAGAGUGUGCGUACAAUAAGGCCAUGCAGAAACAGCCUGCAAAGCGGACUGAGCCGCCACCCAUGCCUACAGAGUGGUGCUUAGACGGGGAGGAGAUCUGCAACACGGAGGGUUUCACCUUUGACACCUGGGCCGAGGAUCUGCGGCACGUCUGGAUCCCCGCCACCCUCAAGAUGUCCAUCAGCAAGAGCCAAGGGCUGGAGAUCGUCAGCUGGUCCGAAGGAGACGAAAUCAGCGCUGCUGAGGAGGCGGACGGGGUUUCCCUGUACGACCUUGUGGUCACCGUGCCGCACAUCCAGGACGCUCGCACCGGCGGAAACCUGGUCGCACACAUCAAAGUGGGCGAGACGUACCAUCAAAGAAAAGAGGGAGUCACACACCAGCAGUGGUACCUCUUUAAUGAUUUUCUUAUCGAACCCAUUGAUAAGACUGAAGCUGCUCAGUUUGACGUCAGCUGGAAAGUUCCAGCCAUCCUCUACUACGCCAAGAGGAACUACCACUCCAGAUACGACCUCCGCAUCAAAAAUCCCAUCGAUGCCAGCGUCCUGCUGACGGAGGCGUCGCUGGCUCGGAAACAGAGGAAGAGUCACGCCACCUUCAUCCCCCUCAUGGUCAGCGAGAUGCCGCAGGCGGGAGACCUGGUGGGGCUGGACGCCGAGUUCGUUACGCUCAACCAGGAAGAGGCAGAGCUGCGGAGUGACGGCACCAAGUCCACCAUCAAACCCAGUCAGAUGUCUGUAGCCAGGAUCACCUGUGUGAGGGGCCAGGGGCCCAAUGAGGGGGUCCCUUUCAUCGACGAUUACAUCUCCACUCAGGAGCAGGUGGUCGACUAUUUGACGCAGUACUCCGGCAUCAAACCAGGAGAUCUGGAUGCUAAAAUUUCCUCCAAACAUUUGACCACACUGAAGUCCACAUACCUGAAGCUUCGCUUCCUCAUCGACACCGGCGUCCGCUUCGUCGGCCAUGGUUUGCAGAAAGACUUUCGGGUCAUUAAUCUCCUGGUCCCCAAGGAUCAAGUCAUCGACACAGUCUAUCUUUUCCAUUUGCCCCGGAAGAGAAUGAUUUCUUUAAGAUUCCUCGCUUGGUAUUAUUUAGAUCUCAACAUCCAGGGGGAAACCCACGACAGCAUAGAGGACGCACGCACCGCCCUGCAGCUCUACAGGAAGUACCUGGAGCUCAGCCGCGGAGGUGGGAGCGACGAAGUAAGGAAGGUCCUGAAGGGACUCUACGAAAAAGGCCGCCAGCUGGACUGGAAAGUCCCGGAUUCGGAUACUGGAGACGGUAAAGGCGCUGCUGUGUUUCCCUCAGUGAUGGGGCUGUGAUCUGACCUCUGACCUUACUGCCACACUGGAUCCGCUGCCACCAAUCCACCAAUCCUCGUUUUAUACUUUUCUUUUUGCAUUAUGUUGAGCAAUAUUGAAUGUUUGUACAGUUCAUUUCAACUGGAGAAGCUUCAUUAUUGAAUCAGUGACCAAACCGUUUCACUUGUUUUGUUUUGUACUUCAAAAUAAAAGUGCUAAGUUAAAUAAUUGAA